AGUGCAGAAAACUAUCUUCCGUCGCGGUACAGUCGGCAAUAUCGCAUCGUAUAAUACGUCCCGGAAGUAUAUAUUACUCUUGAACUUUGCUGCGUAUUUGCUACGCGGUAUCAAUUAUACGCGCGUGUGUGCUUAAAAUAGAUACUAUGGUAUAAUAUAUAGAUAUAUUUAUGAUAUACGAAACUAUAAUAUCAAAAGUACACCUUGGCUUUAUAUAUAUACUGCAGCUGUAGCGAAAGAAAUAAAAACACGUCAUUAUGGAGUGCCCAAAACCUUCGUUUCUCAUCAGAGAUUUGAUCGGAGACGUCUUACAAACUUCAAAAUCAUCUGAUAUGUCCAGCGACGAAGGCACAGCCGACAUGGAUGACCGUACGCUGACAGUUAAUAAUUUUUCCGCAUUACCAUUGUUGGUGCAAAAACACCACCACCACCACCACCACUACCAACAACACCAAGACAUGUUGGCCGGGAAAUCGUGCGGCCGGAAGGUCAGACGCAGGAGAACAGCGUUCACUCACGCUCAACUAGCUUAUCUCGAACGCAAGUUCCGUUCCCAGAAGUAUUUGUCCGUAGCCGAUCGCAGCGACGUGGCUGAAGCGUUGAAUUUGUCAGAAACUCAGGUCAAAACGUGGUACCAAAAUCGAAGAACGAAGUGGAAGCGUCAGAACCAGUUGCGCCUUGAUCAACUGCGCCAACAGUCAGUUGAACCGCAGUCGGACACGUCGGCCGCUGCCGCCGCCGAGUACGGUCAGCACCACAAACAACAGCACAGGCUGCACUCGGCGGAACUGCACCAUAAUCGACAAGAGCACAGAGUGUACGUACCAUCGUCAGCGGUGUCAGCGACCGCGGACUCAGACAUCCAGGCGGCCGCGGAAGCGUCGGCCACCGCACCGCUGACGUCGACGGCAGCAGCGGCCGCGGCUGCGUUCAUCGGCGCGCCGUACCCCGGGGUGGCCAACGGCGCACGAUGGAACUUUCUGACUACGGCUGCGGCCAUCGUGCGGAACGUGUCAUACGUGCACGGGUGUCACAUGUAAAUAACAUUAUAAUAUAGUAAUAACAUAUUAUUGUAAUAUGAUUCAGUUCGCAUCGGCACGGAUUGUAUACAGGGUGGUCGUACGAACGAUAUCAUAAUAUAUACUGUAAGUCUAUAAGCGGACGCUAUAAGUAGUAUUAUAAUUUAUAAGUAAAUAACAGGCACAAUAUAUGUUAUGUGUUAGUUCGGCAAAGCUUUUUGAAAUUACGUUAACAUAAUACAUUUUUACACAUAGGCGUGACCCCGGGAGAAAUCGUGACUGUCCUUAGACCAGUUAGACCAAUUAUUAGGUAGAAGGGACAAAAAACUUAAAGUUUGAAAUCAAUCUUUACAAAUAAUUUUUAAUUGCAUAUUAACAAAAAAUAUAUUAUUACGCAAAAGUUACAUAAAAAUGAGUAAAAUAGAAACUAACAAAAUGUUUAGAAAGCUAUAUAAUGUAUUUAGGUAUGCCUUUUCUCAUCGAAGACAACACUGCAGUGUUAAAUAGUAUCAACACUGCUACAUGUAGCAAAUCUGUGUUGCACUACAUCAUAUAUUAUCGUAAUCUAAAGAACGGACUACUUAUUGAAUAAUUGAUCGUAAAGACAUUUUGGUUCUUGCAGAUCUCACCUUAUGACAAACUCAUAAUUGGUUCAAAACUUAUAAAAAAUAUUUAUCAAGUUCAAAAUUUCUGUAACUGUAUUUUAAGUUUUUAGUUAGGGAUAAGCUAUAAAUAUUUAAAUCAAACAAACCAAGACCUCCUCCUACAACCCCUGUUCGGUAGGGUAUUUACCAUAGACAUAUUAUAUUUCUUAAUAUGUCUAUGGUAUCUACCUAAAUAUAUUAAUUUAUGUCUUUGUGUACAAAAUGUCUACGACACGUCAACAUAUUAUUUUAAUUUUUCAUCUAAGCCCUUUUCCUACAUUUAAUUCGUACAUAGUAGAUCUGCUAAAAAAUUAAAACUAUUUCUAUUAAAACAAAUAACAACAUUUAGGGUACCUACUAGUAAGUAUAUAGAUAUUAGGUACCUACCCAUUAUAAUUAUAACGGACAAUUUCAAAUUGUAAAUUCGUCUUAGAAAAGACUAAGUCCCUCCGCGCUCCCUCCCACAAAUAAUGCUUAUGGCAUCUUCCAACUAAAUACAUUACAAAAAUAUUAACUACAAAGUCGUAAUAGGCUAAGUUUGGUAUGUCUUUAAAAUCAAAAAUAUUCCAUAAAAAACUCAAAAUUUCAAAAUAGGAAUUUCAAAUUUUGUUUAUUUCAUCAACAAUGUUGAAAAUACUAAAUUGUAUUUCUUACUAACUAGAAAUAGAUCAACUAGAAAAAAAAUAUAUCCAUAUCCGUGAACCACAAUUAUAAAUCUAAUAGCUACAGUUAUGAGAUAGGUACCUACAUACUACCUACCUAAUAAAUGUAAAUUGUAAAAGUCAUUACUUACCUUUAUUGACACUAACUUGACUUGUACCUAAAUUAUUAAUUUAUACUUAACUAUG
This is a messenger RNA of Rhopalosiphum maidis (corn leaf aphid), 2511 nucleotides long. RefSeq names its product homeobox protein koza-like. Gene Ontology annotation, biological process: regulation of DNA-templated transcription. The coding region runs from base 258 to 1040 and encodes 260 amino acids. Gene Ontology annotation, molecular function: DNA binding; DNA-binding transcription factor activity, RNA polymerase II-specific. Lineage: Eukaryota; Metazoa; Arthropoda; Insecta; Hemiptera; Aphididae. The record is from RefSeq and is a predicted model, not a curated record. The transcript has 3 exons.